This is a messenger RNA of Xiphophorus maculatus (southern platyfish), 2144 nucleotides long. RefSeq names its product interleukin-6-like. Gene Ontology annotation, biological process: neutrophil differentiation; immune response; myeloid cell development. The record is from RefSeq and is a predicted model, not a curated record. Gene Ontology annotation, cellular component: extracellular region. The coding region runs from base 142 to 813 and encodes 223 amino acids. Lineage: Eukaryota; Metazoa; Chordata; Actinopteri; Cyprinodontiformes; Poeciliidae. The transcript has 5 exons. Gene Ontology annotation, molecular function: cytokine activity.
UUUGUCGUAUGGAGGCAGUCCAGUUGGAAAAUCCCUCGCCUCUGCAGGAUAUAAAAUGAGGGCCCGUCUCCAGGACGGGGCAUCUCAUUCAGGGUCCGACAGCAACGAGGAAACCCACUCAGAGCUUCCCAGCAGCGCGUCAUGUACUCCAAAUUCAAUCUACAACUGCUCGCCGCCCUGAUGCUGGCAGCAGCCCUGCCUCUCUGCGUCCCUGGAGCUCCUCUGGAAGGAGCCGUCACCGACCUCCCUCCAGAAGAGAGCUCAGGCGAGGGAGAGAAGGAGCUCCAGACGAAGCCGUGCCCGAUUGAUCCUUUUAAUAUCACGGAGACUUUGGCGCAGAUCCUUAAAGUCACCAAAGGCCAUAGAGAAGAGUUUAAGAAUGAAUUCCGUGGAAAUGUUGAUUACAACUCACUGAACAGGACCUUAAUCCCAGUUAAAUUCCCAAAGUCCAAGGAGGCUCGCCUCCAGCAGCUGGCUCAGGAUCUGACGACGUACUCGGUUCUCCUGAAACACGUCGACAAGGAGUACCCCGGCAAGUUCAUCGUGACUGAACUGAAAGCGACCCUCCCUCGGCUGAUCACAAAGGUCAAGCGAACGAUGAGAAAUGCUGACCGUGUUGUGGCUCUGACCGGCAGCCAGGAGCUGCAGCUGCUUAAGGAGCUCGAAAGCCUCGAUUCGUACCACAGGAAGAUGAUGGCGCACAGCAUCCUUAGCUCAAUCCAUGAUUUCCUAGUUGAGUGGAAAAGGGAGCUGACUAAAAGGCAGAUGCGAAAAACACAGAUUAGUAAUCUCAACGAGACGGAGGCAGACUAGCGUCUUUUAGGAAGGAACAGCUCAGGUACACUCCUGUUUUUCUCAGGAGUGUGAGUAAUCUACUGGAUCAAAUAAUGCAGCCCUCAGGGGCUAUAUAGUCAAACAUUUAUUCAGAGAAUAUUUAACAUAUUUAUAUUAAAUUAAACACUGUAUUUAUUGGAGAAGCCAUAAUUAUUGAAUACAUUUUGUAUUUUAUUGUGAGUUCUUGUUAAAUUCCUUUAUUGUUAGUUGACAGCAAUUUAUUUUGUUUUACAUUUAUGUAUUUAUGCGAACAGAAUUUCUGUGCAAGAAUUACUAUUUGAAUUCAUGUUGGAAUUUUUUUUUUUUACAUGCAGAAAUAAAGAAUGUUAUUAUUAAUACAUAAGAAUCAUGUUUCUUCAUAUUAACCUCCCCCCCAGAAUAUUUUGUUUAUUUCACACAUUAUAUGAAACUGUCCAAAAUUUGCCAAUCAUGCUUGCUCAGCAGAAGCAGAGCAAUAUGAAAAAGGAGAAAAUUAUACAUAUGGACACAAAUAUAUACAUACACCCACACUCACAUUUGGAUGAGGUUGCAGAUAGAUCACAAACUUUUUGCAGCCAUUAGCAAGCUUUCUGGAUAAUUCUGGGUUGAUAUUUUAUCAAGACUUCUAGUCUGUUAAUUUCAGCCAAAAAAUGUGGAUGUAGUUCAAGAUAGGCCCUACAUCGGUGAUACUGGCCUCAGCAUAACGCUGCCACCACCAUGUUGAGCUAUAAAACUUCGAGUUUAAUGUCCUGGGGUGUAACAAUCUUAUUUUAACUACUUCAAACAUGUACAUCACAACAGCUAAUCUUUACCUCGUCUAAUUAUUAAACUUCUUUCUGAAAGGUAUUCUGCUUCCUCGUGCCACUUUCAGUCGAGCAUCAAAAGUGCUGGUUUUGGGACAGAGGCUCGUCUUUUGGUCAGCAGCCUCUCCGUUUAAGCUGAUGUUACUUUGGAUGGUGACUCUGGAGUUCGUGCAGCUUUUUAAAUUGGAGACAUUUAGCCAAAAUAUUAGGGCAUAUUUUGAGAUUGUGUGCAACAUGUUGGUCUUGUGUGAGUCGGAGAAACUAAUUGUUGAUUUUAAAACUUGAGUCGCAUUCAGACCGAAGAAAUUAAAAUUAUACUUGUCUUGUUGUCUUACAUGUGACAACUAGAUAGUUGAUUUCUUGAUUUAAACACCACAUGAAUCACAUUCCUUUGACAUUUUAUUGUCUUUUAAAUUAUUAACAAAAAAAAAGUAAACCGGGGUACUUCUGUACACCCAAAUCAAAACAUAAAACAUUGGGAAUACGCUAGGCAAUCUAAUUUAGAGAUAUGGGAGUCCAGAGAGUCAG